UGGGCUUAUGGGUACAGGAAGUUCAAGAUGGCGAUGGACGGAAUGAAGUCCACGUCUUCGGGCUUGUCUUACCACAACGUCUGGGAGUUUUAUCCCCGAAAGUUUGGACUGAAGCCCGACGUGGUGCCGUGCGGGGUGACCGAGCGGAAGGUGGGGCCGCUGGACAAACCUGACAUGGUGUCGGUGGAUGUGAUUCACGUCAGCGAUGCAGAUGUUCCAAUGCACAGGAAGAAGCUUGAACAUGACACGUAUGUCUUGGGCACCAUUCAUCCAUUCAGGAAGACGCACAAAUCCAUUUUUGGGAAAUUGUUGCAGGAGUUCCAGCUGGUGGCCUCAGACCGACGGUCGUGGAGGAUCCUGCUGUUCGGGGCCCUCAACCUGCUAUGUACCGGCUGUCUGCUGAUGUGGUGCAGCUCCACCAACAGCAUGGCCUUGACUGCCUACACGUACGUCACCAUCUUCGACCUCUUUAGUUUGAUCACCUGUCUCAUCAGUUCCUGGGUGAGCAUGAAGAAGGCCAGUCAGGUCUACACGUUCGGGUUUGAGCGCCUGGAGGUUCUGGCUGUUUUUGCCUCCACUGUUCUGGUCCAGCUGGGAGCCUUGUUCAUCCUGAAGGAGAGUGUCGAGCGCUUCAUGGAGCAGCCAGAGGUCCAUACCGGUCGCCUGCUGGUCGGGACGUUCGUGGCUCUGUUCUUCAACCUGCUGACCCUGAUGUCUGUCAGGAACAAGCCCUUCGCCUACGUCUCAGAAGCCGCCAGCAGCAGUUGGCUUCAGGAGCACGUGGCAGAUCUGAGCCGAAGUCUGUGCGGCCUCGUUCCAGGGCUCAGCAGCAUCCUGCUGCCUCGGAUGAACCCGUUCUUCCUCAUCAACGUGGCGGGAGCUCUGUCCCUCUGCAUCACCUACAUGCUCAUAGAAAUCAAUAACUAUAACGCGGUGGACACAGCGUCAGCAGUCGCCAUCGCCCUCAUGACGUUUGGCACCAUGUACCCCAUGAGCGUCUACAGCGGCAAAGUCCUGCUGCAGACCACACCCUCACACGUCAUUGGCCAGUUGGACAAACUUCUCAGAGAGGUUUCGACUCUGGACGGAGUCCUAGAAGUUCGUAACGAGCACUUCUGGACCGUGGGUUUUGGAUCUCUGGCUGGCUCCGCCCACGUCCGUAUCCGCCGUGAUGCCAAUGAGCAGCUGGUUCUGGCCCACGUCACCAACCGGCUGCUGCCCCUCAUCUCCACGCUGACGGUUCAGAUCUUUAAGGACGACUGGACCAGACCUCUCCUCGCUGGGGCCCUGACCUCCUCCCCGUCGUCCGCCCCCCCUCUGGCUGCUGCUGAGAGCUACGCCCCUCUCUCCUCCUCUUCUCUGCCUCCUCUGCUGUUGUCCUCGGCAGCAGAGCUGGACCCUCUGACCUCCACGCCCUCCAAACCCAGCAGCCCUCCUCCUGAGUUCUCUUUCGACACACCUGGGAGGAACGUGCCGCCGGUGUUCCUUCCUGCCCCCGGGCAGCAGGCUCCCAGGCCCUACGGAGGCCUGGGCCUGGCCUACGGAGCUGCCUACCCGGGGAUGCUGGGUCAGGGCCUGGCACGGACCAGCGGUGGGACGGGGUUUGGGGUCGCAGCCUCUCACAGUUACAGAACUGCCUUGGGGGGGUCGAUGGCACCCCUUCGGUUUGGAACCAGCAACCCUUUACCUCCACAGUCUCAGUACAGACAGUAGCAGCCCUGACUGCGCCGUCUGUGAUGAUGGUGGAGCUGCUUGUUGAGCAGAGACCUUGUAUUUAUUCCUUUGACAGUGGGACCAAGACGUGAACCAGAACCAGUGGUUGGAGGCUGAUGGAGUAGUUCCAUACGCAGAGCGUUACUGUUUUGACUUUGUCUUUUAUAGCCUGAUUUUUUUAUUUUUUCUUUCUGAUGCAUAUCGCAAACCAUCAGUGUGUCGUGGAGCCAACAGCUUCCACCUGUGGUGACCUGCUGACAACUUCUUAUAAGUCUGUUCUCUUCUGUUCUUGCUCCGUAACGUUUCUUUAUGUCUGAGUAGAUAUGUGACUCAACUUUUAUUAAAAGGAGCAUUUCUCCAUGGUGA
Molecule: messenger RNA, 2079 nt
Organism: Betta splendens (Siamese fighting fish)
Lineage: Eukaryota; Metazoa; Chordata; Actinopteri; Anabantiformes; Osphronemidae
Gene: slc30a6
Product: solute carrier family 30 member 6
Exons: 15
Coding region: 28-1713 (561 amino acids)
Biological process (GO): monoatomic cation transport; transmembrane transport
Cellular component (GO): membrane
Molecular function (GO): monoatomic cation transmembrane transporter activity
Source: RefSeq, a predicted model, not a curated record